Aspergillus candidus is the source of this 1084-nucleotide messenger RNA. RefSeq lists its product as uncharacterized. The transcript has 5 exons. The record is from RefSeq and is a predicted model, not a curated record. The coding region runs from base 234 to 806 and encodes 190 amino acids. NCBI's taxonomy places the organism in Eukaryota, Fungi, Ascomycota, Eurotiomycetes, Eurotiales, Aspergillaceae.
CCUAAGCAUUGCAAAUAUCCGCUUAAUCAUACGUCAUUUAUUCUUGGUCGUUGGGUUUGGAUCAUCAAUGCCCAGGGGCUAGUCGGGACGCUUUCGUGAUCGCGGGGUAUAUAUAUAUCCGUUUCUUUGUUGGACUUGCAGUCUGUCUUGGAACUGUCGGCUUUACUAUAUAGUGCAUCUCCUUCUGCAUAAACCGUUGUACAUUGACAAUUCAAACCAGCGCAGACUGAAUCAUGACAGACCAGUUCGCAUACUCAUUCCCCUGGCCUCUAGAAGGCUACGAGGACCAGGAGCCUCUAUCCGAAGAAAAGAAUGAAGACGGAAAAUCCCUCAAAAACCCCCAACAUGGCAUCGUCAGCAAAGCAUACGAGGAAUUCCCCGAUCCGUUGACGAAAGGCCGGCGCGGGGGGUUCGAUAUCCACAUCUAUCAUUUUCAGAAUAAUCCAGACCAGGCAGCUUACGCCCGGGCUCUCUGGGAGAGAAUCAGACGGGAGUUCCCCGAACUCCGCAUCUACCGCUUCUUCGACCAACCCGUUGGACCGCACCCAGUCGCUAUGUUCGAGGUCAAUAUCUUCACGCCGGCGCAGUUCGGCGCCUUCAUCCCGUGGCUGAUUAUCAAUCGGGGCCCGCUGAGCGCGCUAAUUCAUCCCAAUACCGUGGAGCUAGAGGAAGAGCGCAAUCACACGCAGCGGGCGACGUGGUUGGGAGAGAGAAUCCCGCUGGAUCUAAGGCUUUUUAAGCUGAUGAAGGAGGCGCACACAAAGCAGGAGUUGAAGGCGGAGCAGAAGGGGAAGCAGAGUCUAUAGCUUUCUCUUGUUUAGUUUUGGAUGCGAAAGUUUAUUGGUAAAUGAAUCCAGAUGUUACUCAUCCAUCGUGAUGGCGUCGCUAGUGCUGGAUAUAUAGUUCACCUGAGUCGUCAUCCGGAUUCAUCUGUCAGACCUCUGCUGCAGUAGAACAGCCUCUCCAAACGUAAUGCAAUCAAGUCGCUAGCAUAUACUCGGUAUAUAUGACCAGUCAAUUCGACGCCUAAUCAAGAGGUUGGAAGGUUGAAAAUGGAAACGACAAACGCAAUGUCAGGUUUCUG